Molecule: messenger RNA, 282 nt
Organism: Seminavis robusta
Lineage: Eukaryota; Bacillariophyta; Bacillariophyceae; Naviculales; Naviculaceae
Source: the annotation of a GenBank genome assembly
AUGGCAGCCCCAACGAGCUGCAACCCUGCUCCUGAAAAGCCUGCUCCUGUGAGAUAUGCAGGUGCCCGGAUGAAUCCUGAAAUCCGUGAUACCGUAUGUGAUGUCAAUAUUGUUGAUUGUUAUCACUACCUAGAUCCAUAUGGCAAUCUAUAUGCUCACUAUCUUCCUAAGGACACGCCAAUACGAAUUGAAAUCAAAAAGGACAAUGAGGACAACGAGAACAACGAGGACGAUAUUGUCAGUGAAGAAGCCAAGGCAUGGAAGUGUAUGCUCCAGGAGUAG